Messenger RNA from Amoebophrya sp. A120, 755 nucleotides. Lineage: Eukaryota; Dinophyceae; Syndiniales; Amoebophryaceae. The record is from the annotation of a GenBank genome assembly.
AUGUUUUCAACAUCUUUCUAUGCUUUAAAGCAUUUCUACAUCUAUUUCUUUCCCUUCGAACUUUUGUUUGGUAGGUCUUCCUACUUUGGGAAUAAUAAGGUGGUCAGGGUGUUGCUACUUUCGGGCGGUUUUAUCGCUCCUGAUUGCAACCAAAACCUUCUCUGCCGACGAGGAGGUUACCGACCAACCAAAAAGGCAGGAGCUUUCUCGUUGGAGCUCCUGACUUCUAUCCAAACCGACUUUCCAAUUUCCUCUCUUUGUGUUCGGCGUCAUAGGUUUGACGUCGACCACAGAGCCCAGGAAAAUUCUUCCGUACAGUAGAGGACCACAACUGACAAAGUACCACAUGGAUGGAGAGCAGGCGACCUUAGCAUUUUUUAUGAUGCUGGGCUUGCAAUUACAGACACGGUCGUCCUAGCCGUAACUAUUUUGGGGGAACCAGGGGUUGCGCUAACAUGGUGCGGCUGGUUUUUGGUACAUAAAACUUUUAACUUUUUCUAUGUCAGGGUUGUAAACUGACAAACACGGUGAAAAUGUAAUAUCGUGUCCCAGCACGAGUUUAGAAAGUAAAAAGGCACAUCAAAGAGGUGAGUGAAGAAAUCUCAUACAUGAAAGUAGAUGUUUUCGUGGGUGAUCAUGGUGGAACGAAACUACAUGUUGAACAGCCAGGAGCCAUGACCAACAUGAUGAACAGAAAAACAUCGAAAUGAAAUGGAAAAAGUGAAAAAUAGCUUCAAGAACCCAGUCUAGCAGGA